Cylas formicarius (sweet potato weevil) is the source of this 454-nucleotide messenger RNA. RefSeq lists its product as uncharacterized. Bases 1 to 393 code for a protein of 130 amino acids. The record is from RefSeq and is a predicted model, not a curated record. Lineage: Eukaryota; Metazoa; Arthropoda; Insecta; Coleoptera; Brentidae. The transcript is spliced from 4 exons.
AUGCCGCAAAUUAUUAAUGGGUGCGUGAAAAAUCCAACAAGGGGUUGCAAUAUCGAAGAAAAUCGCAAGGUGAACUGCAGCGGUCCCAACUUGCUUGGCGAAACCUCCUUACUUGCUGGUAGAGAUAUGAACCCAAGAGUAAAAAAGAAAAGAUCUUCGAAAAAAAAAUCGCAAAAGUGUUUCUGCAGGAAUUUGUGCAAAUUUGGAACUGCGGGGGGCACAUGCAAUUUGAAGUGUGAAGAGUUAACCCUGGAAGAAGAGCUUAACUCAAAGUUACACAUACAACCAUGGGAGUCUAUCUCUUUGUCCCGUCUCCAAUACAGGAGCACCUACCAUAGCCUUGACUUUUUCAGGAAACCACCUCGUACAGCCAGGCGCAACCCAGGAUCAUAACGUUAAAUUUUUACGCCAAAAAUGUAAAUAUAAAAAAAAUAAAUCAAAAAAACUUUUUAUU